UGUUUACGGGUCCUCCGUCUUCACGUCAAUCAAUAUUUCCUAACCUGUUACGUCGCUGUGCUAACAAUUUCCUUUAAAAUUAGGAAAAAUGGAUCAACUCUUGCAAAAUGGUUGUAUUCAAAACCUACAUCACGAAAUUUGUUCAACGGAGGGUAAAACUAAGGUGACAGGAUACAUCGAAAACAUAGAAAAAACACAAAAACGGACAAAAAUGAGCGAGACAAGUGUAGAAACUUUGAGAAAUAUCGCUGUUAAAAUUAGAAUAAGUAGCGUAGAAACUACAGCUGCAGCAAAAUCUGGACACCCUACAACCUGUUCAUCGUGUGCAGAAAUCCUGUCUGUUCUAUUCUUCAGAACGAUGCGCUACAAAGCCUGUGCACCUAGAGAACCUUGCAAUGACCGUUUUGUUAUGUCUAAAGGACACGCCGCCCCUGCUCUAUACGCUGUUUGGGCACACAUUGGGCUUAUACCAGAAGAAGAGCUCCUGAAUCUCAGAAAAAUAGACAGUGAUCUUGAAGGCCAUCCAACGCCUCGUUUGAGUUUUAUUGAUGUAGGCACUGGGUCGCUUGGACAAGGGCUGGCUGUAGCCAAUGGUAUGGCGUAUAUUGGUAAAUAUAUAGAAGAAGCUAGUUAUAGAGUCUACUGCCUUCUUGGAGAUGGUGAAUGUGCCGAAGGUUCCAUUUGGGAAUCCAUUAAUUUUGCAAGUUUCUACAAACUAGACAACUUAUGCGCCAUCGUCGAUGUUAAUCGACUGGGACAAGCCGGACCAACGAUGUUUGGCCACGAAGUGGAAGAAUACCAAAAGAGAUUUGAUGCCUUUGGAUUUCAUACUAUUGUUAUCAAUGGCCACGACGUUGAGGAGUUAAUAAGUGCGUUUGAACGUGCUGAAAAAGUAAAAGACAAACCAACUGCCAUCAUAGCUAAAACAGUAAAGGGCAAAGAUUUUCCAGGCAUUGAAAAUGAAAAUAACUGGCAUGGAAAACCCCUUGGAGAUAAAACGGAGGCUGUAUUACAACACUUAAGAUCCAUGCUUCCUCCAAACAUAAACACAUUUGAUUUUACUAUAUCGAAACCAUUGAGUAAAGUGAAAGCAGCGAAUAUUAACAACAUAUGCUUAUCGAAACCUCCAGAUUAUGUAAAAGGGGAAAAAGUAGCAACAAGAAAUGCUUACGGAAACGGUUUGCUGAAACUGGCAGAGACAAAUCCAAGAGUAAUAGCGUUUGACGGCGACAUGAGAAAUUCCACGUUUUCUGAGUAUUUGUUAAAAGCAAAACCAAAAAAUUUCGUGGAAUGUUUCAUUGCUGAACAGAAUAUGAUUGGCGCCGCUACAGGAGCUUGUACAAGAAAUAGGUGUGUGGCAUUUGCCUCCACAUUUGCAGCUUUUUUAACAAGGGCAUACGAUCAGAUACGAAUGGCAGCCAUCUCACAAUCAAACAUCAACAUAUGUGGUUCACAUUGCGGUAUUUCGAUAGGACCAGACGGACCAAGCCAGAUGGGAUUGGAAGACAUAGCUAUGUUCAGGGCCAUUCCUACUUGUACUGUAUUUUAUCCUUCUGAUGCAGUAGCUUCCGAAAGGGCUGUGGAGCUUGCGGCAAACACUAAGGGCAUCACAUAUAUACGGACAACUAGAUCUGGCACGCCGGUUAUAUAUGAUAAUAACCAAAUAUUUAAGAUUGGCAAAGCCAAUAUUUUACUGGAAAGCCGUACUGACAAGGUUUUGGUAAUCGCAGCUUGCAUAACGCUAGUGGAAGCUCUAGAAGCUGCUAAAUUACUUACUGCAUCUGGAAUAUACAUACGAGUUAUGGAUCCAUUUACAAUUAAACCUAUUGACAAAGAUGGUAUUAUUAAGCAUGCAAGAGAAGCCAACGGAAGAAUUUUAGUUGUAGAGGACCAUUACGCAGAGGGUGGUAUAGGUGAAGCUGUACUGUCAGCUGUGGCAGAAGAGAGCGAUAUUACAGUAAAAAUUGCUGCAAUUAAAGAACUACCGAGAUCUGGUGAUCCAACUGCACUCUUGGACCACUACGGAAUAGAUGCCAUUUCUAUAGUACGAUAUGUUCAAGAUAUACUGCGAGGAAGAUGUUAACUGUCACUUUUGUAAUACACUUUAUAUUCUCAA
Diabrotica virgifera virgifera (western corn rootworm) is the source of this 2116-nucleotide messenger RNA. Its product is annotated as transketolase-like. The transcript is spliced from 10 exons. Gene Ontology annotation, molecular function: thiamine pyrophosphate binding; transketolase activity. NCBI's taxonomy places the organism in Eukaryota, Metazoa, Arthropoda, Insecta, Coleoptera, Chrysomelidae. Bases 89 to 2083 code for a protein of 664 amino acids. The record is from RefSeq and is a predicted model, not a curated record.